Molecule: messenger RNA, 1755 nt
Organism: [Torrubiella] hemipterigena
Lineage: Eukaryota; Fungi; Ascomycota; Sordariomycetes; Hypocreales; Clavicipitaceae
Source: the annotation of a GenBank genome assembly
ACAAAAUAAAAAGAAAAUAAGCGAAAUAUGUCAAUAUCUUUUUGAGACUUUAAUAUUUUCUCUGCAGUAGAAAUGUUCCCAACAGCCCUCGGGAACAACCACCAGCCCGGCCCCGAGCGCCACAGAGCCGUAAUCCUAUCAACAUGGUCACACGCCGCACAUCUCAUGCAGCCCACCCCACGCUCGCUCCCAAACUAGGUAACAGUCCACUUGGGAUGAGUGACUGUGAGCGUAGCGUAGGAUGAGCAGCACCACAACCAGCGGCGACUUUGUUUCACAAACACCGGUCUCGAUGGCGUGCCAAACCUUCCUCCUUCAUCUCACACCGCAACUGGUGCAGCAGCAACACAUCUCGCCAUGAAGCUGCAAACCCUCGUAGCCGCCAGUCUCGCUGGUGUAGCCACCGCCGUCGUCCCACGCGACUACAAGGGCCAAAUCAUCUUUGGUCCGCACAACCUGCAGGCAAAUCAUGCCCCUCAUGCCGUCGACAUGGCUGCCAUCAUGGACAUGAAGCUCAGGCAGCACGCAACCGACAUGAAGGACGGUAUGUUCGGCUACAACAAGUACAAGAAGCAGCCGCCUACGGCCUGUGUUCGUGGAAGAGCGGGCGAGUACGCCUGCGACAGAGUCGACAUGAAGGGCUUCCUCCGCCACCAGGACAUGCACAGCAGAACCCGAACCGGCAACGAUAUCUGGGGAUGGACUUCACCUGAUGGCCGCGAGUUUGGCCUCGUCGGUCAGUCUGAUGGUACGGCAUUUGUGGAAGUUCUCAAGGACGGCAACCUGCAGUACAUCGGCCGUCUGGACACUCAAACAGGCACUUCGCUAUGGCGAGAUGUCAAGGUCAUCGGCCACCAUGCCUACAUCGGCUCCGAGGCCGAGGACCACGGCAUGCAGGUGUUUGACCUCACCAAGCUGCUCAAGGUUGACCCGAAACACCCCGAGACGUUUGACAAGGCACUUGAUCUUGCUGCCCACUUUGACAAGUUUGGCAGCAGCCACAACAUUGUUGCCAACGAAGAGACUGAGACCAUCUUUGCUGUUGGCACUUCUCGCUGGUUGCCCUGCCGCGGAGGCCUCUGGAUGAUUGACGUCUCGAACCCCCGUAGACCCCAGGACAACGGCUGUGUUUACCAAGAUGGUUAUGUGCACGAUGCCCAGUGUGUCAUUUACAAGGGUCCCGAUCGACGCUUCCGCGGCCACGAAAUCUGCUUCAACUACAACGAAAAUGCUCUUACCAUUGUCGACAUCACAGUCCGUGCCAUCCCAAAACAAAUCUCACGCACCACGUACAAUGGUGCGGCCUACACCCAUCAAGGAUGGCUCGCCACUGAGGACCACCGCUACUUACUGCUGGAUGAUGAGCUGGAUGAGGUGGUUGGCUCGGAACCUGCAGAGGAUGGCAAGACGACAACGUACAUUGUCGAUGUAACCGAUCUCACUUAUCCUGUGUUUAGAGGCAUCUACAAGAGCCCCAUCAUAUCUAUUGACCACAACCAGUACGUUAUCGAUGGUAUUUCGUAUCAAAGCAACUACGGAUCUGGUCUGCGCAUCGUCAACGUCACUUCGAUUGCAGAGGAUGAUACGGGCGCUGGGUUCGAGGAGAUUGGCUCCUUUGAUGUGUACCCUGAGGACGAUGAGGUGGGCAGCCGAGAGUUCCACGGCUCUUGGUCGGUAUAUCCAUUCUUCAAGAGUGGGCAUCUGUUACUCAACAGCAUCGAACGCGGUGUCUAUUCUCUAAAGUUGAAGAACUAA